This is a messenger RNA of Periconia digitata, 1787 nucleotides long. The record is from the annotation of a GenBank genome assembly. NCBI's taxonomy places the organism in Eukaryota, Fungi, Ascomycota, Dothideomycetes, Pleosporales, Periconiaceae.
UCCACCAAUUUUCAUUCCAUCUCAUCUCACCAGUUGACCUUGACCUUCCUUUCAUCAAACCCUCAUCCAAUUUUCACAACCAUACCUUGUGAACUAUAUCAUUCCGUUCCCUCUGCCAGAUCUAUGUCUAACGUGAUGCGUUCCGGGACGCAUUUCGAGACGCGCUCCGAGAGGCAUUUCGGGAUGCAGUUCUAGAAGUACUACGACUUCCGCUCUCUCCAAGACCUUCUGAACUUACGGUCCGACGGCGCCAUGUAUCAGCAAUCGCACUGAUGAUACCCGUCGCCGUGAAACCUUUUCUUGGAGUCAAUGGCGGCGUCGAUAAACCCUCCCGCAUUGACCUGAUAGGGCUUGGCGUCCGCUCCGCCCACUCGUUCACUGGAUACGCUGGAAGGGGCUUGUAGUCGGUCUCCUCUAGUAUGCUCUCCUUGCUUGCCAUCGAUAUAAGCCUACGUCGGGGGGAUCUGUAUGUGCCAUCCCACUCGGUUGGGGCUAUGCUAGUUUGCCGACGAAAGCGCGGAGGAGUAGCUUCGUAGCUUAGUCUGUUGGGUGCCUGCCUGACCGGGCUUUCCGUUGUCUCAUAAGGAUACAGCUCGAGCAAAUCGCUGAAAGAAUCAGUACCGUAUACUGCUUGAGAUGGACGUGGAGUCUCCGCUUCGCCUGCAUCGCCAUGGUUGCCCAACUCAUUCUCCGUCGAAUCGGGCUCAAUAAUGGACAAUCCCGAUCCUUCAAACUCUGACUCUGCCUCCGUCUCCAACAUGCCGAGAUCGCGCAGUUGAUCCCAGGUUCGGUAAUAGUAUCGAAAAGUCGCAAAGGGUCGAUCGGUAGGGUCGAUCAAAGCGACUUUGUAGAAGCGUUUAGGAUGCUUCGGAAUCGUGGCCCCUUUGGGGUCCUUUAUAUCAGUUUGGCCAGCAUUCACUAAACUGACUAUGUGCCUCUCCACCCUCUUUUUCCCCAGUGCACGGAAUACUCGUAUCUCAAGGACAGCAGUCUCAUCAAACGCAUCUGUCACAUCUGUCCACUCUCGUCCAUACUCGUUGUCCGGUGGUGUAAAGCACAGAACCCGCUUCUCUACCCUCUUGUGUCCAUUUCCAUCGUCGCGCUCGUAUAGCGCAAACAUAGUCUUGCCUUUCCAAUCGUCUUCCUUUCCCGUCGUCCAACUCACAAUGUGCACGCCAUUGAUGAAGAGUUUGAACAAAAAUUGCUGGUCUGCAGGCACGGGCGGACGCACGCCGUACGCAAUCCAAAAUUGGCUGCCGGGAAGCACGGGAACGAAAACAUUGCACGUCGAUGUCGCAUCGUCGUAGAGCUCGGGAGCUUUUCCGGUGAAGCCGCGCUCGGUGUAGUAUUCUUGUGGACGCGCAGGGUACUCAGGGAAGAUGUCGAUGUUGAACUGCGAAUGCAGUGUAACCACGAUGCCGCGGUAUACAGGCAUGAUUGCUCGAUUGUUGUUUUUAUUUGCUGUUUGGGCGCAUCGUCGUGGUGGUGCGCGGUGUGACGGAGUGUGGACAAUUAAAUGUGGCGGCGCUUGUUGUCUGAUGCGCCUUCCUGAGCUGUGACUGCAAACGUUUUGAUACAUGUACAAACAUUUGUGUUUGAGUCAUUGGGACGGCAGGUACUAAAUAGCGACAGGGCCUUUCAUCUCAUCUCGUUCCAUCUCAUUUCAUUUUGCACAAAUCAUCCCCGCCCUGCUCAUGUCUUCAGUCGACGAAUGCUUGAGCUUCACAAUGUCAUUGUGCUCGAUCAAGUUUAACAGUUUGCCGAGAAGUUUGGCAUGUACUUUCGAU